ACAAGGUAGUAGGAGGGUAGAUAGGAAGUCCAAUUGAGUCAAAAAUGAACUUUGUAAUGUGAUUCGAGUACAACCACAACUGCACAAGUUGUUGAUCCACAACAAUCACUUUAAUUAGAUCCCAUUAGGUGAUCUCUUUUCGUUAACUUCAAAAAUACUUCAAUUUGUCCAUCAUCCUUGAUUAACCCCCUCCACCCCCACCUCACCCCACCCCACCCCCUCAACCCGCCCGACACCCCGCGCUUGUCAUCAUAUUUUUUUUUUCACCCCUUCUAGAUUUACCCCCAAAAGAUCUAAUGCCCUGACGACUUUUCUCCUUCAUUGUUAUACAUUAGUCGUUUCUGGACUUGACUCUUUGACUCUUCUAUGAUAUUUUGGCCUAAAUCUUUCUCCAAAAUUCCACUUUUCAUAUUAUUCUACCUGGGUUAGGAUUUUCAUUUGGUCUUGAUCAAUCUCGACCUGUUAUUUGCCUUUGAAAUUGGUCAAAUAACCCCUAUUUGUUGAAUUUUACUACUGUGGGGGUUUGUAAUCCUCUUCUUGGGUAUGCUACAAUCCAACUUUGAAGACCAUAUUGAAGAUUCUUGAUUCUCCUUUUGAUCCGUAAGCUACUGUUUUUCAAGUCAGUUAUUUGACAAUAACUGUUAAGGUUUUGACAAGUUGGAUUCUUUUCUUGUUCUAGAUAGAGUUGUUGUGUUAUAGCAAUAGUUCAGUUAUUAUGGCUUCAUGUAAAAAAGGAAGAAUGAAAGAUUCAGCUUUUAGGCGUUUAGUAUCUUUAGUAUUGAUAACUGUAUUAGGAGUAAUUUUGCUGUUAGUGCUUCUUAGGACCAAUACAAUUUCUAGUUUGAUUAAUAGUGACACUUAUGAAGGUACUGAAAAUAUUGAAAUCAUUGAUGCAAUAAUUCCAAAACUCCUCUCGCAAAAUGAGUUGUCAGUUAGCUUGCACAAGAAAAAUCAGAUACCUCCAAGGAACUUGGAUUUGUUUCCAAAGUUGGCGAAAGAUCGUGUAGUUAUUGUUUUGUAUGUUCAUAACCGGCCCCAGUAUCUUCAAAUCGUGAUCGAUAGCCUUUCUCGUGUGGAAGGAAUUAGUGAGACUUUGCUGAUUGUUAGUCAUGAUGGAUAUUUCGAAGAGAUGAACAAGAUUGUGGAAGGGAUCAAGUUCUGCCAAGUGAAACAAAUAUUUGCUCCAUACUCGCCUCACAUCUUUUCCGAUAGGUUUCCGGGUGCAUCUCUUUCAGAUUGCAAAGACAAAGAUGAUCCAGUUGAGAAACGUUGUGAGGGAACUCCUGAUCAGUAUGGAAACCACCGGUCACCGAAAAUUGUCUCGUUGAAGCAUCAUUGGUGGUGGAUGAUGAAUACUGUGUGGAAUGGGCUAGGGGAGACUCGUCACCAUGCAGGUCAUAUUCUCUUUAUAGAAGAAGACCAUUUCAUUUAUCCCAAUGCAUAUCGCAAUAUACAGUUACUUGCUGAGUUAAAGUCAAAAAAGUGCCCUGACUGUUAUGCUGCCAAUCUAGCGCCAUCUGAAGUGAAGUCGAGGGGAGAACGAUGGGAAUCUUUAGUUGCAGAAAGGAUGGGCAAUGUGGGUUAUGCAUUUAACCGGACAGUUUGGAGGAAAAUUCAUAAUAAGGCAGCAGGAUUUUGCUCUUUUGAUGAUUACAAUUGGGAUAUAACAAUGUGGUCGACAGUUUAUCCUUCAUUUGGUUCUCCAGUGUACACAUUACGAGGGUCUAGAACCAGUGCUGUUCAUUUUGGAAAAUGUGGUUUGCAUCAAGGUCAUAAACGUAAUCUAGCUUGUAUGGACAAUGGCAGUGUGAAUAUUGCCGUUGAUGAAAUUGAUAAAGUCGCAAAUAUCAAACCAGACUGGGAUGUUCAGAAAUAUGAGAACCAGGCAGGAUAUCAGGCUGGUUUCAAGGGCUGGGGAGGCUGGGGAGAUGUACGGGAUCACGAAUUGUGUAUGGAGUUUGCUAAAAUGUAUGUCUGAGGGUGGUCCUCCCCUUUUUGAAUAGUUGCACUGUGAGCCUCACAAUCAUACUACUUUUAAGGUUUGGAUCUUUUGGUUCCAUGGAAAUCACUCUUAGGUGUAACACGUGUGUAAAGUUGUAGGAAUGAUGUUAUGUUUACAUUCACAGGCCAACUAUUAUUGAAUGCACACUAAAUUUUGUUUUACAUCCCCUUUCUGAAAAGUGGCACUCUGAGCUUCACAAUCAUACUGCUUUUAAGUUUUGAA
Messenger RNA from Capsicum annuum, 2224 nucleotides. Its product is annotated as alpha-1,6-mannosyl-glycoprotein 2-beta-N-acetylglucosaminyltransferase. The coding region runs from base 716 to 1978 and encodes 420 amino acids. The transcript has a single exon. Gene Ontology annotation, biological process: oligosaccharide biosynthetic process; protein N-linked glycosylation. Gene Ontology annotation, cellular component: Golgi membrane; Golgi stack. The record is from RefSeq and is a predicted model, not a curated record. Gene Ontology annotation, molecular function: alpha-1,6-mannosylglycoprotein 2-beta-N-acetylglucosaminyltransferase activity. Lineage: Eukaryota; Viridiplantae; Streptophyta; Magnoliopsida; Solanales; Solanaceae.